UGUCUAUGUCCAUUAUUUACCAUCUUUCUUUCUAUAUAUCUAUCUAAGCUAUCUCAAUUUAUUGUAUUUCUUAAAUUAUAUUCUCAUCACAACGUAACCAUUGUCAUAGAUUUUCGCAAAGAAGCUAGAUUUGAGUAAGAUUCAUUGGCCGAUCAAUAUGGCAAACGCAAUCUUCAUCACUCACAACAAAUCUUCAUUAAUUGUUGCUCCAAGAACAUUCCACAAAUGUCAAAGUUCAAAGGUAGACAAUGUUCGAAUCAGUUUCGGAUCCAACAUCAAAUUUAAUAGCUCCUGUGUUCCACAACAGAAUCUUCUUCCACUCAGAAGAAACAUGAACAUUAUUGUGUGUGCCAGCACACAACCAGGGCCACCUCUUCCUGUUAAUCCUUCUCCUUUUCCUUCCCCUUCUAAUUGGAAACUAUGGGUGGUUGGAACCAUAUUCACGAUAGUGAUGUCAUUUUCGAAGGGCAAAUGGGGUCCUUUGCUACUUCUCAAAGAGAAAGUUGAAACAACAAUAGAGGAAGCAGAAAGAAUCGCAGACGUGAUAGAAGAGGUGGCAGAGAGAGUGGACAAGGCGGCUGAAGAAGUUGUGAAGAUUAUUCCUGAAGGAAAACUUCGUGAUGCUGUUGAAUUCGUUGAGAAAGUGGCUGAAAAUGUAGACAAGAUUGCUGAAAAUGCAGGAGAUACACUGGAAAAGGUAGAUGAUAUGGAAGAUGAGUUGGAUUCAUUGUUGAAAUCAUUGCCUAAGCAACAAAUAAAUGCUGUGACAACUACAGAAUCAAAAGAUCAAAAGUAGAGAAAAACCAAUUAAGUGGUAAAUGUGUAAUUUUAGAAGAUCUGUAGGAUUUUAUUUUUAUUGGGAGGGGGUUCAUGGGGGAAAAGUUGGUUAUUCAUUAUUUGUAUGCUUGUAAUUUUAUCUUCAUAUUUAUAAAAUAAAUGUUGUAAGGAACAGUUAAAAUUUCUUCCUGAUUUAAUAAAUAACAUUCUUUCAUGGUGUA
Arachis stenosperma is the source of this 998-nucleotide messenger RNA. RefSeq lists its product as uncharacterized. The transcript has 5 exons. NCBI's taxonomy places the organism in Eukaryota, Viridiplantae, Streptophyta, Magnoliopsida, Fabales, Fabaceae. The coding region runs from base 158 to 796 and encodes 212 amino acids. The record is from RefSeq and is a predicted model, not a curated record.